AUGGUCUUCGCUCUUCAGCACUUAUUAUCUAAAGGUUUUGGUCAUCAGGUAGGGAAGGGUUUUACUAUGCCCAGCAGCCUGGGAAAGCGAAUUAUGCACAAGAGGGUUUUUAUACUUCCCAAGCUCCAACUUCUCCCAGCAAUCACGGAGAUAACUCAGAGAUUUUCUAGUGAAAAUAUUAUAGGGGAGGGGGGAUUUGGUCGUGUGUACAAGGGUUGGCUUUCAGAUGGAAAAGAAGUUGCCGUGAAGCAGCUUAAGGCUGGCAGCGGCCAGGGUGAACGGGAAUUUAGGGCAGAGGUUGAAAUUAUAAGCCGAGUUCAUCAUCGGCAUUUGGUAUCAUUAGUUGGCUAUUGCAUAGCUGAUCACCGAAGAGUGCUUAUCUAUGAGUUCCUUCCCAAUAAAACUCUUGAAUAUCACUUGCAUGCCAGAGGAGUGAAAGUCUUAGAUUGGGAGAAGAGGAUGAAGAUUGCAAUUGGCUCUGCAAAAGGCUUAGCAUAUUUGCAUGAAGACUGCAACCCAAAAAUUAUCCACAGAGAUAUUAAGUCGGCAAACAUACUUUUGGAUAAUGCGUUUGAGGCACAGGUUGCAGACUUUGGACUUGCUAGGCUACAUGACGAUGAUAACACGCACGUAUCAACUCGGGUUAUGGGGACUUUUGGGUACAUGGCUCCAGAGUAUGCAACAAGCGGAAAAUUGACCGAUAGAUCAGAUGUUUUCUCCUUCGGAGUUGUCCUCCUUGAACUCAUAACAGGGAGGAAACCUGUCGAUCAGACGCGGCCCGUGGGAGAAGAAAGUUUGGUUGAGUGGGCUCGUCCCCUUCUUCAUCGUGCUAUUGAGACCCGAGACUUCAGCGAAUUAGAGGACGAAAGGCUUAACAAGCAAUUUGUGGAGAGCGAGAUGUGCAGAAUGAUUGAAGCUGCUGCAGCAUGUGUUCGCCAUUCUGCUCCAAAACGGCCUCGUAUGGUUCAGGUGGUAAGAGCAUUGGAUAGUCAAGAUGAAUCAUGUGAUUUAUCAAAUGGGGUUAAAUAUGGUCAGAGCACCAUUUAUGAUGAUGGCCACUAUAGUGAAGACGCUAUUAUGAAGUUCAGGAAGAUGGCCAUUGACAGCUGUAGUGAAUCUGAAUUUGAUAGGGACAGUGGAGAUUGCUGUUCUUCAGUAGAGCUUUCUGGACAACAACAUUCAUGGCUCAAGGGCACUUCAAGCGGGGAGUCAGAGUGCCGGGCUUUCAAUGCAAGUAGAAGGACUUAG
Messenger RNA from Neltuma alba, 1248 nucleotides. RefSeq names its product proline-rich receptor-like protein kinase PERK12. The coding region runs from base 1 to 1248 and encodes 415 amino acids. Gene Ontology annotation, biological process: protein phosphorylation. The record is from RefSeq and is a predicted model, not a curated record. Gene Ontology annotation, molecular function: ATP binding; protein kinase activity. The transcript has 8 exons. Lineage: Eukaryota; Viridiplantae; Streptophyta; Magnoliopsida; Fabales; Fabaceae.